GAGGAAGUGGAGCCGCGGCGCGGAGCUCCGGAGUCAGCCGCUGCGCUCAGGUCCGUCCCGUUUUGUUUUUUUUUUUUUUGCAAAACGAACCUCGUUCCGGGACCUGGGACGACUUCCCCGCCCGGGAUCCCCGCCAGGCGCCUUGCCCCUUGCCCAGCCCUGCUCUGCCGCUCGGAGCCCCGGCGUUCCGAGUUCCGACUCUCCUAAGCCCCCGGUGGUCCCCGCACCAGUUGGUGGGAGCCCCGAACACCGGCCUGGACCCGGGAUCGUCGCAGUGGGACGCCCCCCACCCCCGGCCCCACCUUUCGGAUCCAUCUUUCUUGUCCGUGUGCCCUCCGCCCCGGGUAAGCACACAAGGUGGCCCCAGCGCCGGGACCUGCGUGCAGAGGAGUCCGGACUCUUCCCAACCAAGCCUCCGGCUCCCCAAAGAGCCGAGCCUGCAGUUACCUCGGACGGACCGACUGCUUCAGACUUGCAACUGAGCCAGCUCCAGGGAAGACCCCACCCCGCAGCCGGGGUCCAGCGCCCCAUGAGGGGUCCCAGGUCAGCAGGACAGUCGGACUGAACCCUUAGAUUGGUGCUGCGAGCCGAAGCUGCCACCUUUCUCCGUCCUAGGCUAAGAACUCGGUGCUUGCCCCGAAGAGAACACCGGGGGGGAGGAGAGGGGCUCCUUGUGCCCCCCGCGGCCGGCGAGCCGAGAGCGCAGAUGACCUCAUGAAGCAGGCGCUGUGUUGGACACUGAGAGCAGGAAUCCCCUGGCCCCUCGCCCCAGGAGAAACCCCCCAUUUGGGUCAAGUGGAAAGAAGAAUCCGGAGAACAGUCAGCGGCAGGGACCUUCCAGGCUCUUCCAGUGAAGUGACAUCACCACCUCUGUGGACAGACACCCCUGGAGGCCAGCGCACAGCCACACUUUCUUCCAGGGCCAGCCGGGGCCCUCCAUGGGCGCUUGAGGGCCAGGCACCAGGGUCGCGGGCACGAGCAUGGUGAGACACCAGCCCCUACAGUACUACGAGCCACAGCUGUGCCUCUCCUGCCUCACGGGCAUCUACGGCUGCCGCUGGAAGCGCUACCAGCGCUCACACGAUGACACCACGCCGUGGGAACGUCUCUGGUUCCUGCUGCUCACCUCCACCUUCGGCCUCACGCUCACCUGGCUCUACUUCUGGUGGGAACUGCACAACGAUUACAAUGAAUUCAACUGGUAUCUCUAUAGCCGCAUGGGCUACUGGAGUGACUGGUCCGUGCCCAUCCUUGUGACCACAGCCGCAGCCUUCACAUACAUCGCAGGCCUCCUGGUCCUGGCACUCUGUCACAUUGCGGUGGGACAGCAGAUGAACUUGUACUGGCUACACAAGCUCGGUCUGGUGGUCAUCCUGACCUCCACGGUUGUGGCCAUGUCGGCUGUGGCCCAGCUGUGGGAGGACGAGUGGGAGGUGCUGCUGAUCUCCCUGCAGGGCACAGCGCCGUUCCUGCACAUGGGUGCCCUGGCGGCCAUCACUGCGCUCUCCUGGAUUGUAGCCGGACAGUUUGCCCGAGCGGAGCGGUCUUCCUCUCAGGUGACCAUUCUCUGCAUCUUCUUCACCGUGGUCUUCGCCCUCUACCUGGUGCCUCUCACCAUCUCCUCUCCUUGCAUCAUGGAGAAAAAGGACCUGGGCCCCAAGCCCGCCCUCAUCGGCCACCGCGGGGCCCCCAUGCUGGCUCCAGAGCACACGCUGAUGUCCUUCCGGAAGGCCCUAGAGCACAAAUUGUAUGGGCUCCAAGCUGAUGUCACUAUCAGCCUGGACGGCGUGCCCUUCCUCAUGCAUGACACCACCCUGCGGCGCACCACCAACGUGGAGCAGGCGUUCCCAGAGCUCGCCCACAGGCCCGCUGCCAUGUUCAACUGGACCGUCCUGCAGAGGCUCAAUGCCGGCCAGUGGUUCCUCAAGACCGAUCCCUUUUGGACAGCCAGCUCCCUAUCACCCUCGGACCUCAAAGAGGCCCAGAACCAGUCCAUCUGCAGCCUGGCGGAACUCCUGGAGCUGGCCAAGGGCAAUACCACACUGCUGCUCAACCUCCGUGACCCGCCCCGCGAGCACCCUUACCGCGGCAGCUUCCUCAACGUCACGCUGGACGCCCUGCUGCGCUCCGGCUUCCCGCAGCACCAGGUCAUGUGGCUGCCUAACAAGCAGAGGCCCCUGGUGCGGAAGGUGGCUCCAGGCUUCCAGCAAACAUCUGGCACCAAGGAGGCCAUCAGCAGCCUCCGGAGAAGCCACAUCCAAGGGCUGAACCUUCGCUACACUCAGGUGUCCCGCCAGGAGCUCAGGGACUACGCGUCCUGGAACCUGAGUGUGAACCUCUACACUGUCAACACCCCGUGGCUGUUCUCCCUGCUGUGGUGCGCCGGGGUCCCAUCGGUCACGUCAGACAGCUCCCACACCCUGUCCCAGGUGCCUUCCCCACUCUGGAUCAUGCCCCCGGAUGAGUACUGCCUCAUGUGGGUCACCGCUGACCUGCUGUCCUUCACCCUCAUCGUCGGUAUCUUUGUGCUCCAGAACUAUCACUUGAUCAGGUGGCGCCUGGGUGGCAUACGGAGUUACAACCCUGAGCAGAUCAUGCUGAGUGCCGCUGUGCGCCGGACCAGCCGGGAUGUCAGCAUCAUGAAGGAGAAGCUCAUCUUCUCAGAGAUAAGUGACGGCGUAGAGGUCUCCGAUGAGCUCUCCAUGUGUUCGGACAGCAGUUACGACACCUACGCCAACAGCACAGCCACCUCGAGGGGCCCUCGAGGGGGAGGCAGCCACACCAAGACCCUCACAGACCGGGCUGGGCGUUAACUGAAGAUCCGUCUGCCCAACUUGUACCUGCUACAGAAACAAGAAGGGUGGGAGAGCGGGAAGCGACUAGAUCUGGAACGCCCUGGGAGCUGGCUCCCAGCUCCACGGCCUCCCCAUGGGCUCUGGCCCCUUGUCGGCACCACUUCCCUGGGGCCCAGAGGGACCAGGACUCUGGCCUCACAGAUGCCCCUGCAGGCCUGGGGCUCCUUCAUCCAGGAAGAGAGGGGCUUUUCUCCUGGUCCAUUCUUGCAGCCCUCCCUCACCUCCCCGUCUAGAAACGUUGGUGAGUCACUGGGCCAUGCCAUAUCCUCUGUGGCCAUGUCAUCUGUGCUCACAUGUGUCUGCCCACCUGCCUGUGUCCUGAGGCAACUGACUCUUAUUUAAUUCAUCCUGACCUGAGGAUCUGGGCUGGGCCUCCAUCCCAGCCUAGCAGCUCCAUUUUCCACACCACUCUCAAAGCACAACAAGGAGGCUCAGCCAAGAAGGAAAGCCAGUGGCUGUGGUGAAGACACAUCCCUCUCCCACCCCGACCAGCCUGCUCCAGCCACUGACGCAGCUGGCAUGGCCAGAGGCAUGGGCUCAGGGCUGUUCUGUCUCAUGCCUAACUAUCCAACAGGCCUCUGGGGCAGAAGUGGCCCUGAGGCCUACGAGAGCCACAGACUGAUGUAACCUCAGGUUUUCCCAGUGGUGGCCAUAGGACAGGAGCCACCUGGGAAAAGUGCUCUGGGCCCAGUCAAGCAUGAACCUCUGACCAAGGAGGCUUACAGUGGAGGAAGCCAAGGCCAGGAUAAUUAAAGCUGCCAUCUUGA
This is a messenger RNA of Jaculus jaculus (lesser Egyptian jerboa), 3622 nucleotides long. It is a transcript of the gene Gdpd5, whose product is annotated as glycerophosphodiester phosphodiesterase domain containing 5. Gene Ontology annotation, molecular function: glycerophosphodiester phosphodiesterase activity. Gene Ontology annotation, cellular component: plasma membrane. Gene Ontology annotation, biological process: positive regulation of neuron differentiation; lipid metabolic process. Bases 981 to 2813 code for a protein of 610 amino acids. The transcript is spliced from 19 exons. The record is from RefSeq and is a predicted model, not a curated record. Lineage: Eukaryota; Metazoa; Chordata; Mammalia; Rodentia; Dipodidae.